This is a messenger RNA of Strongylus vulgaris, 384 nucleotides long. NCBI's taxonomy places the organism in Eukaryota, Metazoa, Nematoda, Chromadorea, Rhabditida, Strongylidae. The record is from the annotation of a GenBank genome assembly.
AUGAAUUUUGGACCAAAAGGAUACGUCAACGACUCGCCAUGGAGAUUGUCUCUGAUCUGCACCUACAACGCCAGAACAGUCUUCACUAACGCCGAUCUUCACGCCCUUUUCAAAGCUGCGUGGCGCAUCAACUACCACGUAAUCGCCCUGCAGGAAAAAAAUCUGGACGGUCGUGAAACAGCCCCAAUGGUGAGAAGGGUCCAUCACGUUGAAGGCGUUGGAUUUGUCGUAAACCCAUUUGCUGUCCAUAUGUACAAUUCGUACAAGGUCCUAUCACCUCGUCUGGCCUUUCAACUCCAUACUCUGCAUCAGAAAACCAUCUUCAUCAUCAAUAGCUAUUCUCCAACUUCAGCAGCUGAUGACGGAACUAGAUGCUUUUUAUGA